GACAGUUAACGACGGGACACUCAAUCGAAAAGUACGAUUUGCCGGAUGAACCGAGAACAUCCUAACCGCCUUUCAAAGAAAUAUAUAAAAUACAAGUGAAUAUACUAAAAAUUCUUCAUUCAUAUACUCCAAGUUUGCCAGCAUUUCAUAUCAUGUUUGAAGGUACAAGAAGAAGAAAAAAGUGAAAAGGGUAAAUGGUAACAACGCCGAAGUCGGUAAUUGGCAAGGCAACAACAAAAAGGUGCCAAGAUUCGUUACAUUAAAAACACUUGAUAAGACCUUUCGAAAUUAAGUGGCAAUAAAAAUAAUAAUAAAUGAAAGCAAAAAAUUAAUUGUUGUGUAAGAAAGCGCCAAAGUCAAUGAUUCGCCUGUGAAGUUGUGCGUUGAAGGCGGUUAGGCCGCAACGAAGUGUUGAUACUGUCAGUGCGGAGUACGCAUAGUGAAAUCGGGAUUCAAAUUUGAAUCGGCAUCGAAAGCGGCAACGGCAAAGGGAUCACUCUACACAGUGGGUGUGAAUGCGUGCGAGAGUUGAUUAAAACAAUACAAGAGAAUUAAAAGUAAUAACAACAAGCAGCUAGCAACCACUGGAGAGGCACUUACUCAGCCAAAGCAACAAGAUAAAGAAAUAGAAAAUUAUAAAACAACAACUGCAACAGCAAAAAAAUAAUAAUACAAGUCGUUAUAACGGCGCAAGUGCCAACGUUGACCUCACUGGUGUGACAGACGACGCCUGACGACCCCGACCGCGACCUCCGUUCAUCGAUACAAACGGGUAAUAAACGGGCCUGUAUGUGUUUAUAUGUAUGUGGGUGUGAGUGCAAAAAUGUUGUGGCAUACCAAUUCAACCAAUUUAACCACUCGUAACCCGCAUGCUGCUUUGUAAAGGGAUAAGCAUCUGUUGACGUUGGAGUGGCAGCCCACAACAUUAUUGAUAGCAAACACGAACAACAACAACAAUGCAGAAUAUUUGCUUAUGCAACAAACAACAAUAAAAUAGCUUAUAAUUUAAGCUUCACAUAACUAACGAGCAAAGUGCUCGUAAAUCGGUUGAAAGUGGCGAAGGACAAUGGCUGAGCGUCAGCAGCGGGGCGGCGAGUAGCGGACAACAAUGUAUACAAAUAGGUUUAAAAUUGGCAUUUGAAGCGAUAGAAGCGUUUAGAUAUAGAAUAAAUAAAGCUUGUUGUGGUUAUAUGGACGCUUGUAACUGUUGAGUGGCAAAUUCAGCGCUUGCCAACUCCAAUCACCUUCGAUUUCGCUGCUGCCACCUCUCAUAUUAUAAACACUCUACUGCGCUCUUCUAAUCUCGCUUACUGGCUUCUUUAACCAGGCGUUAAUGCUAAGGUGUGGUUUUAUAAAUAGGUUAGGAAUUGGCUCUAUUUCAAAUUAUAUCCAAAGCCAGCCACAAAUCUAAUCUGAAACAACGAAAUCAACCGAAUCAAUUUGCUGAAAAUACACGUAACGCAGUUGAAGUGUAUGGAGAGAGAGUAAGCUAGAGGGAGAGAUAAAAAAUAGGCAAUAAAUAGAGCAGAUUCCGGUCGCCAAUCAGCCACGCAGCCAAGCAUGCAACCAACCAACCAAAGAUCCUAGCCGAGUCAUCAAACAGCAAAAACAAAAGAAGCCAAAGCUACCAAAUAACUAAAUUGAAAGAAAUUGUAAAAAACCGAAAGACACAAAAAAUACCAAAUAAAUUGAUAAAAUCAACCAAAAAAUAAGAAAGUAUACGCUAAAACUUGAAUCCAAGGCAGAUAAACCUUUGCAAGGACACAGCACCUCAUAAUAAUACUAGCAGCCUUUUCGCAAACAACAAAUACUAACAACUAUCGACUCGCUGACCCAAGAGAACUUGCAACAAGCGCCUGAAAAAACCCCAACAAAAAAAUAAAUAAAAUAUAGACACAUUCGUAUCGCCAUCAACAUUUUCCUCAUCAUCCUCGAAACACUUAUUGCCCACUUACCGCACUGAAAGUGCGCAAUUCAUUCGCUACCGCCCUUUCACUUACACUCCUUCAACAUCAACCCACGCUGCUUUACGGGCGUACCACCUUCUUGGACUAUAAACCAGCUGCUUACUCACAGCUGAGUUAGUAAAAACAACGAACGGAACAAUGGAAGAUGCUCCAUCGCCGCCAAAGAAGAGCACCACACUGUCCGUGGACCGUGCAGCGUUUCUACUGUUGCGUGUUAAGAAAGCAUUCAAGAAGAAGCGUCAACAACGCAAAGAGAAACAGACGCAAGCUGCCAAUGCCGCUUUAAUAUCACAGGCGCGUUCCGGCCGCAAGUUGCCGCCCCCUCUGCUGCGUUCGCGCACCCUGCCAGCGAUUAUUGUGCCUGGCAUUCCGGUCGUCUCGCUUAAUACGGAUCGACAAUUUGACGAGCGUGCUAGCGGUCUUCUGGGCACCAAGUCUGGCAGCGGUACCAGCACCGGCUGUGGCGGCACAAAUCGUUGGUCUCUGCUCAGCCGCCAAACACCGACAACGCCUGGUUACACUAAUAACAACAACAAUAACAAUAUGGUGAAUAUAAAAUCGUUGAAUUUGCCAAAAGACGACAUGGGUGUCUAUCGGCGUAAGUCCUCCGGCAGCACUACGGGGCACAGCAGCACCAGCGCUAGCAUCAGCGGCACACCGGUCGUCGGCUCACAAGUGGCAGAUGCGGCUUUGCUGAUGCCGACCUGCGAAGAUUUUGAGUGUCAUGCUGCCGAUGGAUCAGUGUUGCUAAGGAUUCCCGCACCGCAUGUUGUGGCUGCACGAGCUUAUCGCCUGGCAUCGAAGAAGCGCAACACCUGCGCCAGCAAUACUCACGACAGUCAACAAAGGCAGCAACAACAGCAGCUGGGCGGCAGCAAUGUGUCAACAGCUGCGGGUGUAGCGGCAAUGGGUGGCAACGCUGGCGAGCUACAACAACCGUCCACACCUGAGGGCACUAGCAGCGGUUAUGGUGAGGUAACUGGCAGCACCGCGAACACGGCGUUGACACGUCGGCUGGCCAAGCUGCUGCAUCAGUCGAGUGUGACGGCCUCGAGGCUGACGGCAGCACCGUCGUCGCAUUCCGAUCACACAACUGCCAGCGCCACAGCCACCGCAAACAAUCUCCUGCCAAUUAUGGCUGCUGCGACGUCAAGAGAUGGCGGUGGCCGCGAUGGCAGUGGCAGCUGCUUGGAAGAGGCCCCACGGCGACUUUCAUGGGAACGGCGAAAGGACAGCAGUGCAUUGCAACGCUCAGCCAGCAUUGAUUCCUUCGCCGAGAUUGUAUUUAGCGACACGCCGCGACCAUCACUCGACAUCCCACGCCCCACCGUGGUGCCGUUCAGUAAGCGCCCCUCGGCCAGCAGCUUGUUCUCAAACUGCAGCACCACUUCGCAAACAACCCAAUUGAAUAUCAAUUACGGUGCCGGUGGCGAUCUCUGCAGCAGCGGCAGCAGUGCUGGUAACAGUCGACGCGAAAGCCUCUUAAGUCCAUCGUCAACACGCCGCAAUAAGCUGACCAGAAUUAUAAACGGUAACUAUGAUUCCAAUAAAAAUCGUCACAACGAAAAUGAUACAUAUUACCAGAAAUAAAGUGAAAUCUAUAAAGCAGUAUGAAUCUAAAAAAAUACGCAAGAAUUGGUCAACGAAGAAUACAGCUCUGUUGUUUUUACGCCAGACGAUUCUACAUAACCCGAACGGACCCGCAUUAUCAUCCCACCAAGCAUUUUGAACUCUGCCACAUUCUUCAAAGGUAUGUUUUCUACCACUACCACCACAACAAAGACCUUCCGAUUAAAAGUGAUUUCAAACAAGAAAAAAUCCCAACUUCUGUUGCACCGAAGGCAUAAUACCAUGCUCGAAUAAAAAACUUUGCCACACAAGAACUCGAUUUUGAUGGUGUUAUAGUCGUCCGAUUUCGUGAAGAUAUCGUGUCAAAUAAAAAAAAGUUCCAUACAAGGAAUGGACGGUCAGUUUGUAUGGCUGCUGUAUGUUGUAAAGUACCGAUAUUGGCGGUUUCGAAAAAUGAGCAGCUUCUCGAGGAGAAUAGAAAGCGUGCAAUAUUUCAGAUUGAUAUCUCAAAAACUGAGAGACUAGUUCGAGUGUAUACAAACAAGACAUGGCCAAAUCGUAAAUUAUUAACAAACUAUUGAACAUUCCUCAAUAUUGAAAUAGUUUAUUGACUUAUUUCUUCCUGGGUAUCUGAUUUGAGCUAUACAAAUUUUUCUUGAAUAAAGAAGUAUUCUUCAAAACUGGAAAA
This is a messenger RNA of Bactrocera oleae (olive fruit fly), 4224 nucleotides long. The record is from RefSeq and is a predicted model, not a curated record. Lineage: Eukaryota; Metazoa; Arthropoda; Insecta; Diptera; Tephritidae.